Messenger RNA from Branchiostoma belcheri (Belcher's lancelet), 343 nucleotides. RefSeq lists its product as uncharacterized. The annotation marks the transcript as partial. The record is from RefSeq and is a predicted model, not a curated record. The transcript is spliced from 2 exons. NCBI's taxonomy places the organism in Eukaryota, Metazoa, Chordata, Leptocardii, Amphioxiformes, Branchiostomatidae.
ACAACCAACAGCGAUGGGGAACCCAACACUGGUCCUGGCCGUCAUCCUGGCCAUAGCAGUGGGAUCCCACCACGAAGCAGAAAGUUCACCUGUCGGCAACAAAAUCACGAAAAGGGCAGUUCCUGUCUUUCUGGCAGCAGCAGCGAAAGAGAUAGGAGGAAAGGUCGUCAGCAAGCUUGGCGACAGGAUCGCGGACGGUGUAGUGGAGAACCACCAGGAGAAGGUGGUGAGUGGUCUGCAGGACUACCUGGGGAAACAGAUGGACAAGUUCGACGAUGAGUACAAAGAACUGCUGAAGGACACCAGUGGGCUGGCAGCGGGUUUGAAUCGGCCGGUAGAGGAG